AUGCAGUCCGCUCCUACACAGCGCCGAGGAUCAAUAGUUGAAGCAUACCUCAACAGUCUCCUGGAUGAUUACUUGAGUACGCGGAAACUAGACGAACAUGGCGACCUGGUAAAGUUACAACACAACGUCAGUCAGAUAUUAAAAGCACAAGCGCCCAGCAAUGAAAGGAGUCUGCUUGCCGCUUUAUGUGCAGCAAUUUCGAUUGGAAAAUCGCAGUAUUCUUUCAUCGUUUUGGAUUGUGUGCCCGAAGAAUUUAUUGGAACUGCUUGUGAAGUCAUUAACUCGUUGCAGGAACUCUUGCCGACACUAAAAGGCUUGCUUACGACAGAUUGCCCUUUUACUCUCCCUUUUGCUUUCCCUACGAUUGCGGGAAUAAAUGCUGAACACAUUGAAUUUGAUCAAGAAAGGAGAGAGUGUAUUAACACUCUUCGGUUCCACAACACUCGCUCCAGCACAAUAUCGAAAGAAUGCAAAGGCUCUUGUGUGUGGCUGUGGACCCAUGCACAAUAUCGGGAUUGGAUAGCAUCGCACAACUCUCGAGUGCUGCUAGUUGAGGGAAAACCCGGAAGCGGCAAGAGUACUCUCACAAAAUAUUUCUGUGACCACCUAGAAGAGAAGCAGCCAAUGUCAAGCUCGGCUACUGUUGCGAAGUUCUUCUACAGUUACAGGGAGGGUGAAGUCCAAAGAAGACACUACCACAUGUUUCGCUCUCUACUUCACGACAUCCUUUGUCAGGAGGAGGGGUUUUUCUAUCAUCAGCUUCAAUCUCUGUACCGAGCUCGGUGUGUUCAAGAGUCUUCCUCUACAUUGCUAUGGAGUUACUCAUCGCUCAAAGAUGCAUUGAGGUCGUUAGCGAGCUACUCAACACGGCGGCCGGUAUAUCUGAUUAUCGAUGCCGUGGAUGAGUCCGAGGAGAACGACAGACGGGACAUGCUCAACUUGCUUCCUGAAAUCUGUGCCACGACGAGGUUCUGCACUGUGAAAAUUUUCGUUGCAAGCCGGCCAAUUGGGCAGCUUGAGCUUCGCAAACCUCUGGUGCAAAACUUCAUCCGAAUGCAAGGUGAAACCACUUCCGAUAUUGCUACCCUGGCUCGAUUCUUCCUAGGAGGUCUAAACCUUACCGGGCUUAUAUCUCAGUCACUCAAUUACAUUGUCGACAACGCCCAAGGAGUGUUCCUCUGGGUAAGACUCGUUGGAGAGGAGCUGAUUGCAUACGAAGAGAAGGGAGUAUCCGAGGAAGAGGUAUUUGAGUUUCUCAAACGACUCCCAACGGAGCUUGAAGAUUUCUACCGGCGUAUGUUGCAGCAAAUUCGCAACAAGGAAGCUGAUCUCCGAGGCGCAGUAAAGAUGGUCCAAUUCAUCCUUUUCGCUGGACGGCCUGUGACAGUAGAAGAGGUGGUACACGCUUUAGCGGUUUCGGAAAACCCGGCGACCGAGUUCUAUGCUUCGGACGAGAUUUUCCAAAGACGCAUUCCUUCUGAACGAUACAUUAUUUAA
Molecule: messenger RNA, 1497 nt
Organism: Cladophialophora psammophila CBS 110553
Lineage: Eukaryota; Fungi; Ascomycota; Eurotiomycetes; Chaetothyriales; Herpotrichiellaceae
Exons: 2
Coding region: 1-1497 (498 amino acids)
Source: RefSeq, a predicted model, not a curated record